UCACAAAUCCCACAAAAACUCACAAGGAAGAAAAUCCUGGCACAAUCAUCAGGCAACAAGGAAGAAAGAGUCGUCGCCUCCACGCGCUUAUCCAACCGCGUCCCCCAAUCUCUUCUACUUAUAUACUACCUGUCUCGCCACAAUCCACUAUCCAAUCCAACCCACAAUCUAGCUAGCUCGCUCCUCCCCGCCGCCGCCGCCGCCGCAGUCGUCCACCACCAGCUCUCGACGGGAUGGGUUCGGGGAGCCGCGCGGCGUCGUGCCUGUGCUGCCCGUUCAAGUGCCUGGCGUGCGGGCUCUUCAGCUGCCUCUGCAGCAUCCUCGUCUCGCUCCUCGUCACCGCGGGGGUCCUCGCCCUCAUCCUCUACUUCGUCUUCCGCCCGCAGAUGAUCGCCGCCACCGUCGACUCCGCCUCCCUCGCCCAGUUCGCGCUCGGCACCCCGGCCAGCCCCGCGCUGCUCCAGUACAACCUCACGCUCGCCAUGACGGUGCGCAACCCCAACAAGCGGGUGGGGCUCUACUACGACAACGUCGAGGCCCUCGCGCUCUACGACGGCCAGCGCUUCGGGUUCGCGCCCCUCGACCCCUUCUUCCAGGGCCACCAGGCGUCCACGGAGGUGAAGCCGGCGUUCGGCGGCCAGCAGGUGCUGGAGGGGGACGUGACCCAGGCCAACCUCCGGACGCAGCUGGCGGGAGGCGCGGUGGAGGUGGAGGUGAAGCUCAACGCCAAGCUCCGCGUCAAGGUGUGGGCGUUCAAGGUGCCCGGGCCCCGCGCCAGGAUCAGCUGCCCGCUCUCCCUCCCCGCCCCAGGCGCCGCCCCCGCAUUCAAGCCCACCGACUGCAAAGUCUGGUUCUGAUUCCGCCAUCGGUUCGAUUCGAUUUGAUUCCUUGGUGCGUGCCGUGCGUUGCGUUUGGGGAUCUGAUCUCAUCUCUUCUCUCGAUUCGAUUGGUUGGUUGCGGGAUGCUGCUGCUCUGCGUCGCCGCCGUGGUCCGUCCAUUAGCAUGUAGAUCUUGGUAGUAGAGAUUUUCGCAUCUGGUACUGCCUUGUUAGCUUUGCACAUACUAUCGAUCGGUCGAUUACUGUUCUUUUGGUUCUUUGUUAGCAGGAGUACUACCCACCGUAUACUAUUACUAGUUCUUGGCCUGUAUUGAGAUCGUACUAUUCGACCAUUGUUGAUAUUUUCAUCGAUAUUCAGAUUUCUUAAAUUCA
Messenger RNA from Triticum urartu, 1210 nucleotides. RefSeq names its product NDR1/HIN1-like protein 10. Gene Ontology annotation, biological process: defense response to other organism. Gene Ontology annotation, cellular component: plasma membrane. The record is from RefSeq and is a predicted model, not a curated record. NCBI's taxonomy places the organism in Eukaryota, Viridiplantae, Streptophyta, Magnoliopsida, Poales, Poaceae.